Messenger RNA from Saxophila tyrrhenica, 735 nucleotides. RefSeq lists its product as uncharacterized. The record is from RefSeq and is a predicted model, not a curated record. NCBI's taxonomy places the organism in Eukaryota, Fungi, Ascomycota, Dothideomycetes, Mycosphaerellales, Extremaceae. Bases 1 to 735 code for a protein of 244 amino acids. The transcript is spliced from 2 exons.
AUGAACUCGCCAUAUGGGAGCCCCCCGAUUUACGACUACGGAGAAGAAUGGCUAGACCCCGGAUGGUGUGACUGGAGUGCCGUCGGCGGCACGUUCGACGACAUUGACACCCUGGAUUUAACCUGCGGCGAGACCAACAAUGCCCAGUACACGGGCCCGUCUCGGUACCCAGUCACGCAAGAUACAUUUUGGGAUUCAGGACAACAGGGCUGGUCUCAGCAUACAGAAGCCCGUCACGACAGCGUUCCACAGGCCGGAUCAAGCCCAGCAGACGAGACCGCAAACCUGAACACCUUGUUCAGCACGCCUGUGGGACCUAAAGUUGAUCCGCGCUUCGCUGUGAACGACGAGCGUAUCCAGCAGCAGAGAGCAAGAUUCGACGGGGACCAGUACACCGCCGCAUGGACGAGAGGCCAGGGUACAGAUCGAGCCGGCUGGUGUGGGUUCUGCUCAACGUGGCACAAGAUGAAGGACUCCGCUUACUGGUAUCAUAUGCAUUACUCCCAUGGUAUCUCUUAUGCCACGGGCCAACCCUUUCAACCUCCCAAAGCCACCCAAUGGAACGACAAAUCUAAUAGCGUAAAAGUCCAAUGCGCAACCUGCGAUGAGUGGUUAAUCUUAGGGUCAGGCAGCAGAGCACGAACCAGCUACUUCCGGCACGCAUACAAGUGCGAGGCGAAGAAGUCGGGUGGACGGACAAGCUCGAGCCGGAGCCGGAGCUCGCCCACGAAAUAG